Molecule: messenger RNA, 801 nt
Organism: Penaeus indicus
Lineage: Eukaryota; Metazoa; Arthropoda; Malacostraca; Decapoda; Penaeidae
Product: homeobox protein SIX6-like
Exons: 2
Coding region: 1-801 (266 amino acids)
Biological process (GO): regulation of transcription by RNA polymerase II
Cellular component (GO): transcription regulator complex; nucleus
Molecular function (GO): DNA-binding transcription factor activity, RNA polymerase II-specific; RNA polymerase II cis-regulatory region sequence-specific DNA binding
Source: RefSeq, a predicted model, not a curated record
AUGACGAUGAAGACAUCAGAGCCGGGCCGUCCUCCGUCCGUCGACUCCUUGGGCAGCUUGUCCAUCCCGUCUCCCGCGGCGCUCGUCACCCCCGCCCCAACUACGCCCACCGCCCUCAGCGCCGCCGCGCCCAUCAUGGCCCGAGACGCCGAUGCCCCUGCGGGCGUAAACACAGGCCCUUCCUCGUCGUCGUCCUCGUCCUCCGCCUCCUCCGCGACGCCCGAGAGUUCGAGCGUCUUACAGGGCAAAGGCAUCCUGCAGUUCAGCCCCGAGCAGAUCGACUGCGUGUGCGAGACCCUCCUUCAGGCAGGAGACAUGGAGCGCCUCGGGAGGUUCCUCUCCAUCCUCCCGCUGCACGCCGAGGUCUCCCGGCCCUCGGAGGUGAUCCUCAGAGCCAAGGCAUCCGUGGCCUUCCACAGAGGGACGUUCAAGGAAGUCUACAGCAUCCUGGAGACCAACAGCUUCACGUCCAAAUACCACACGGAGAUGCAGAACAUGUGGUAUCGCGCGCACUACAAGGAAGCCGAGAAGAUCAGACAGCGACCCCUCGGAGCCGUCGAUAAAUACCGCAUCCGCAAGAAAUACCCGCUGCCCAAGACGAUCUGGGACGGCGAAGAGACCAUCUACUGCUUCAAGGAGAAGUCUCGAGUCGCCCUCAAGGAGUGUUACAAGCAGAACCGAUACCCGACGCCUGACGAGAAGCGGAGCCUGGCGAAACAGACGGGCCUUACUCUAACGCAGGUGUCCAACUGGUUCAAGAAUCGCCGCCAGAGGGACCGUAACCCCGCGCCCAGACCGUGA